Linnemannia hyalina is the source of this 741-nucleotide messenger RNA. The record is from the annotation of a GenBank genome assembly. Lineage: Eukaryota; Fungi; Mortierellomycota; Mortierellomycetes; Mortierellales; Mortierellaceae.
AUGUCAUCUGUCGAGGAAUCUCUUUUCAUCUCUCAGUUCUUGGCCGCCUACGGAAGCCAAGAGACAAAGUUCCCUUCAACCUAUGUCCCAUCAGGACUUGCACCUAGCUGGACCUCCAAGCGUGCUGUGUUCGAGAGACCUGCCAAGCCCGUCAAGGGAGAUGUCAUUGAAGGAGACAUUGAAGUGACUAUCAAGGCGCUCAAAUCAGGAGAGUGGACUGUGACCGUGGCAGCUCAGGGAACCAUUGCCAACCUCAAGGAGGCCUUGCAGGCCAAGGCAGGCAUUGAUGCGGGAGCACAGAGAUUGGUCCUCAAGGGCAAGGCCCUGGUUGACAACAAGCAUUUGAGCGAGUAUGGCAUCACCACAGGAUCGGUCGUCCACUUGUUCGCUAAGGCAGGUGCCACACUCACACCCACUGCCACCACUCCCCCUGCAUCGGCCUCGUCCGCUUCCACCCCAGUCUCAGAGUCAACAAUUGCAGCAGGAGUGGCAGGAGCAGCCGCGGCAGCAAAGGUACCACAGAGCACGAAACCUGCGGUGACUUCGUAUCGUGGUUUGUCUGAGGCGGGCACGGAGAUUGUCAAGGAUGCAGAGUUUUGGUAUUGGCUCAAUGAGCAGUUGAAGGAGCGAUUGGGGUCGAAGGAAGACGCGUCGAUUAUGAUCAAGGGCUUUAUUGGCCAGUAUCGUGACUUGAUUGGAAAUGCAGGCACGAAGGAUAUCGAGAACGAGAUCAAGAAGUAG